Messenger RNA from Sycon ciliatum, 666 nucleotides. Its product is annotated as protein FAM210A-like. Gene Ontology annotation, cellular component: mitochondrion. The coding region runs from base 1 to 666 and encodes 221 amino acids. The record is from RefSeq and is a predicted model, not a curated record. Lineage: Eukaryota; Metazoa; Porifera; Calcarea; Leucosolenida; Sycettidae. The transcript has a single exon.
AUGUCUCUCAUACGGCACGUUACCCUGAGAGGAAGCACCGUGAAGUCAGCCAUCCGCCCUCUGUCACUGAUGAGUCCGAGAGCAGCAGCGUGUUGCUGCAGUGGCGUCAUCGAGCGUUCAUCUACUUCAUCUGCAGGUGGAUAUCCAAGAACACCAGUACCUAUUGGACUAUCUGCACAUCGUUACAUGGCAACAGAACCUGGCAAGCAAGUGGAUGGAGAGGGUGAUUCACAGAGUUCUCAGGUCAGUGAUGACCAAUCUGACAGACCAGCGGCCUCGCUCUCCCGCGCCGAGCGCUUGAAGCUGCUUGUGGCUCAGUAUGGUUCGGUGGUGAUGGUGUUCCAUGUCUCCAUGUCCCUGACCUCACUGGGCCUGAUGUACGUCGCAGUCAGCGCCGGUCUGGAUGUAGUGGCAAUAGCAGCCAAGCUAGGCGUGGAUCUUGGUGUCGACGGGUCUGGGGCGGCCACCGCUUCAACCUUUGCUAUCGCGUAUGUAGCACACAAGCUGCUGGCACCCGCCCGCAUUGCUAUCACGGCUGCCACUGUGCCCCUUAUCGUGCGGUAUCUACGGCAGCUUGGCUACAUGCGCAAACCCGUGAAACAACCAUCAGCUGAAACGCAAACAGCAGCAGCAAAAUCAGCAGAGGAUAGCCCACCAAAGAAUUAG